Molecule: messenger RNA, 882 nt
Organism: Purpureocillium lilacinum
Lineage: Eukaryota; Fungi; Ascomycota; Sordariomycetes; Hypocreales; Ophiocordycipitaceae
Source: RefSeq, a predicted model, not a curated record
AUGCCUCGAGUCACGUCCGACAGCUUUUCCGGCGAGUCUGCCGAAGUCCAGAGGGACCAGGCGCUGGCCACGAAGCUAGACGACGAGUACUCGGAAAAAUACCUCGACGGCCUGACCAUUCUGCUCGACUACCUCAACGCGGGAAACACCUACGAUGACAUGCUCCGCGUCAUUCCUGAUGCGCAAGAAUGGUGUCGGGAGUAUUUCAGCGGCCGGAUGGUGGCACCCAACAGGCUCAACGAGGAGGUCCUCUUUUGGCACCCAAACUUGCUGGACCUGUCCCUCCCUUCAUGGCGCCGUCUCGACGGCCCCAACAACUUCGACGAAACUCAGCUCUUCGGCGACGUCGACCCGAUGGAGGGCUUUGAAUAUCCGUUGACUUGGGAGUCUGAAGAUGAGACCCUCGUCGUCGAGAUGGACCAGCACAUGAACGAUGACGUCUACGCCUUCGAGCUGGGCCAGCACGUGGACAACGACUACAACUUCGCCGAAGCCGAGAUGGGGCACGUGGCCGAGGCAGUCUUCAGCGACGGCGGUUAUCAAAUCAACGGCGAUGGCAUCUCCGACAACCUCGACCUCGACGCGGUGCUUCCCAUAUACGGCGCCAUCAGCGAAUGGGUCCCCUUCUCUGACGACGAGGUACAUGCUUUCCUCGACCGCCACUCGCACCGCACCUACGAGAAUCUCCUCGCGGGCGGGCACGACGUACUCUUCGACGACUACUUGUUCCUGCGCGGUGCCCCUCUGAUGGCCAGCGACUUGACUCGGGCCGUGGCGUACAACCUGCCCCUUAUAUUGUCCUGCCUCGCUUCCAUCCCGCUGCACGAAGUCGUCGACCUGGAUGUGCUGGGCAUGGAGACCGACGACAACGAGAGCACCUAA